Molecule: messenger RNA, 5806 nt
Organism: Hypomesus transpacificus
Lineage: Eukaryota; Metazoa; Chordata; Actinopteri; Osmeriformes; Osmeridae
Gene: bicral
Product: BICRA like chromatin remodeling complex associated protein
Exons: 13
Coding region: 1630-3942 (770 amino acids)
Biological process (GO): positive regulation of DNA-templated transcription
Cellular component (GO): SWI/SNF complex
Source: RefSeq, a predicted model, not a curated record
AGUGAGAAAAAUAUAUGUGGGAGAGGGAGAAGGAGGAGGAGGAGAAGGAGGGGGGAGCAAAUUAAAAGUUGCCAAAUGGAGAUAUUGGGUUUCAAGAGGGGUGAGACAGUAGUAAGGGUUUGCCUCUUUUCGGUCGUCUUCGUGUUAUGCUAAUCGAAAUAAAUAUUUAUAGGUCAGCACUGUUUAGUCCGUUAGCCGUAACAACGAAUUCUACCCGUCGUUUCUCAAAUAGACUAUGGCAGCGUAGCCAGCUAGCCAACCUUGACAGGCCGGUGGUUACCAGUAAAAUGUUACGGAGUGUCUAUCCUGAACAUCUGCUUGUUUGAAAACUUGAUGCUCGCCGUAAAUUCCCCCAUUGAAAUCGUCUGUUCAGCAAAUCGAGAGAAAUGUGACGUUUUGCAUGCUGGCAGAUGAACUAAAAAGAAGAAAUGGAAGCCUCCCUCGUCUAACCCCAGCAGAGAAAUUGCGCGUCAGCGACGACGACUAGCUAGAGAGACUGGAGAGGACGAGGACAAGCUUUUGUGCUCGGAUGAGAUUAUCAUUGUCGAUUCAGUCUAUUUUUGGACAUAAAAGUCGCUAGCUGUAGCUACAUUAGGUGACUCCCAGGCGACGUUUCUAUACAGUUCAAUUGACCCGCUAAACGACCGUGUUGGGUUGUUUAACUGGGGGUAGCACAAUGCUAAGGGGUACAGUUUUGGUGGGUGUUAUUUCGAUAUCGAAAGUUAGGCUAGUUAGCUAGCUAAUUGGGUAAAACAUUUCGACAAAUUCGUAUGUACUACUAACUAAAUUACUGCAACCCCGUAUGGCUGGGUAGUUGCGUCUGCGCUUCCAUAAUUUAAUUUGGUAGAGCAAGCUAGGUUCUGGCUAUUGACGAACUGUUUCAGUAAUUUUGUCGCCAUAUCACUUAAAGGCUAGAGCUUCUGUAGCAAGGUUAGCUAUCUGUGUUCAAAUUCGUUUUCUUUAGCAGAAAUUAUUGAACAUAUUUGCAGACCGCGGCCUCUAAAUGUAUUCACAUUUAUAGCCUAUGUUUUAUUAAAUUUCAAACAAUUUAGCCCAAUCCACGUGUUACAUAUACCUCCUGCUAGGGCUGCACGUAUCGAACAAGUCUGCUAAUUUAUAAAAAUGUUGAGCUAGAACUACGACAUAGCUAGCACUAGCUCAACUAAAUGGAACCAGCAAAAAAAUGCGUAGUCUGUGUCGACCUUACUAGCUAGGUAGCUAUUUAUCUCUAGCUAGAUAUACUAACACUGUCCAUAGAGAUACCGAUUUCCUCUGGCUGAACAUGUGAAAUAAAACAACCACUGUAUUAACUGUUUGGUUCAUUAUUUGAAGUUAGAUGGUUAGCAUAGGUAUCGAUAUGGGAGCCGUGUUAGCAAGAGCCGUCUCUUAUUUUCAUUGUUCUUUCGUCACUUCUGGGUAAAUACAGCAGUAGGUAGUUACAUACAUAAACAAUCUGAAAGGAAAUGCAUUUUAAAUGAAAUCAUUUUAUUUCCAUGUUGACUUGCAACAUCCAUUUUGUUUUUGACCAUGUAGUGAGCUGGCACUACAUUUUUCUCGAGUAAAGAUGGUGUCUGGGAUAUAAAGGGUGUUCAAUGACUGAUUCCAUGCUCUCUGCCAGAAAGCUGUGUCAUGGAUGAUGAGGAAGAUCGUCGUCUUCUGGAUAUUAUUGGAGAUGUGCAGGCGUUAAAUGACUAUCUCCAUGGCUCCAACAACAAGUCUAUCGAGGAGGACGAUGUGAGUAAUGCAGCGUAUGGGCCUGCGGGGAGCUUCUUUGCUGGAAGCGCUGCUGGAGCCAACUCUGACCUCAAGCAUGGCCCCUCUUCCCUGGGGGAGUUUGCUGAAGAUUCAACGGGGACAGGCCUUCAGCUGUCCAGCAGCCUGUCGUUCAUCGAGGAUGAGCUGGGGGAGGCUGCAUCCCCUGGAGGGGUGGAGCUGGGUGGAGAGGACCAGCCCUUUGACAUACUCCAGAAGUCCCUUCUUGAGGCAGACAUUACUGAGCAGACACUGGCCCAGGAGGCCUUGCUGGACUCGCAGCCGCCCUCGGUCCAGGCCACAUCCCCCUUCCCCUCCCAGCUGGUCUCUGGGGGGUAUGGAGGGGGGACGGGGGUUGUUACCACAGCAACGGCAACCUUCUCUGGGGGUCAGUUCCUCCAGGGGAUAUCCCAGCUGCCUAAUGGCUCGGCCGGGCAUAUCCAGGUACUGGGUCCGUUUGGGGGUGGCGGUGGGGUGAUGACGUUGAGCAGCCUGGACAGGUCUCCUCAGAUCCUGCUGAGGCCCGGCGCCCCGGCCCCCACAACGCAGGUGUUCACCCCGCCCCCAGCUCAGCUGGGCCAGGUGGGCUUGCCAUUCAAGAACAUUCCUCUCCAGAACAUAAUCAUCCAGAGAGGUCCAGGAGGGACACAGACACUGGUCAGACCCAUCCAGCCUAAACCCCCCCAGUCUGGGUCUCAGACUUUGUACAGCUUGGGCAUCCAGCCUACCACCACCACUGCUAAUGUGGCUAACACAGCGAGCCCAGUAGGGGGACAAUACACAGCCAACGGCUCUAUCCUGGUGCACUCUCCUCUGGGCCAGGGACAGGCACAGGGGCAGUACUCUGUGGCUCUUACACCAGCCACCACGGUCCACAAUGGCCCCACAGACCCCAACAACACCCUUCUCACCAAUCAGAAUGCAGUGCAGCUUGUUGCCGGGCAGAACUUCACAGCCACGGCUGGAGGUCAACUCAUUGUUAACCAAGGCGGGGCAGCAGGUGUGCCGGUGGGGGGUUGGUCAACAUUCCCUGGUAGCAGUCCUAUCCCUGGCCAGGCAGCAUGUAACCAGCGUCUGACGCUGGUGGGCCCAGCUGCAGGAGGAGUGGGCAGGGGGCAGGUUUCUGAGAGCCCAGUGCAGCGCCUGGUGGUGACCCACAACAGCUCCUCCCUAUCCCCCGGCCUGGCUCCUCAGGAGCAGCAAGACUACACCCAGGAUUCUUCAUCACCUGGCCUUUCCCAGGAUGGUUCACAGGCACAGCUUGUCAACCUCCUUGGCACCAAAGCAAUGAAAACGACCACGUCCAUCUGUCAGGACUCCCUGCUGAUUGCACAGGGCUGCACCCAGAAGCGUCCAGCACCCCAUCAGCUGACCAGAGGAGGCAUGAUUCUGCAGCAGCUGAGAAAGGAUCAUUCUGGAGUGUUGUCAACAGACUACAGGCGUUUCACUUCGUUGGAAGAUACGUUUCACAGACUCAUGCCCUAUCACGUGUUCCAGGGCGCUGCACCAAAUCAUGAGUUCUAUCUUGUGGAUGAGGAGUUUGAGUCUGUGGCUACACAAGUACUGAAGAGAACCCAGGCCAUGGUUAACAAAUACAGACGUUUACUCAUGGUGGAGGCUGAGCGCUCUAGUCCUUCUUCAGAGAUGGUGAUGAUCGACAGGACCUUCAACCAGGAGGAACGUAGUAACCUGACCCAGGACAAGAGGAUGGUACUAGUUGACCCGGAUGGCUUCCUGGAGGAGUUCUGCUGUGGAGUGAAGCCGUCCCCUGCCCUGCCAGACCCCUACCUGCCUCCCCCCUCAACCAGCUGCAGACAGACAGGCACAGGCCCCCAGGGGCCAGGGAGGACAGACCCCCAGGCCGGGUAUGGGGACCCGGGGGGGGGUGGAGGAGGGAAGGAAAGGGGGGGUCUGUCUCAGCACAUAGACACAUCUGCCAAAAGCAUCCUGGACCUUAAAAGGACGCGGCAAACUUACGGCUCCAACAACAGCCUCGUAGCUGCCAGCAACCAUCAGCAUGCCAGCCUCUCUCCACCCACAGCCCUGGCAGCAGGACCCACUCACUACCAGGUGUCUCAGCUGUCCUCCCCAUCCCUCCAGCCCCACCUCCCCCCGGAGCUGUCCUCGCCCCCAGCCACAGACACAGACUCGGUCCUGGAGGCAGCGGUCAACAGCAUUCUGGAAUGUUAGACCUGCCACCUGCUGCUUCCGACUGCUCCCAACCUCCACCCACUCACCACAUACUCUCCUGGGUGGGACUCUUAUUUAGUCACUUUUUGUCUUUCAAUCCCUCCCUCCCUCCCUCACCCCCUCCCUCUGGGUGUGUUAGGGAAUGAGGUUGGCUUCGUGGUCCUAUCCACACCCCUGCACCCUGUGCUGCGCAGCGCCGUGCUCACUGACUGUGCAGAAGAACAGGGAUGAGGAGAAUUUGAAUGAUUCUGUGCCUGAGAAAUUCUGUGUUGUCUUUGACACGUUUACAAGAAGCAUUGUCUUCUGCAACUGACACAGGAGUCAGAUAUGAGUUGGGAAGGGAAGUUUGGAUUGUUCCUCAGAGGAAUAUGGAAAUGAUACAGUACAACACAUUCUGCACAGACGAUCUGGUUCAGCCAUGCCAUUUAGAUGACUCCCCAUUCACACAAGGAUUGGAUCAUUUGCAUAAAACAAGUGUGGAAUGACAUCACUAUCUCAUCUCUGCCUGUCAGCUGACUAGAACAGUCUAUGAUGACAUUGGUUUUUUCUCCCAUAAAUGAAUUAAGUUAACCCCACACACAUACACACAAUGUGUCUAAAAGCAUUUGUCUGCCAGUUUUCUGUCAUUUGAUCUAUUUUGGCAUUUUUCUUUUGUACCUUAAAGGUAUGUGAACCCCCUACACACCUGUACACACACGGCGUGCUUGUGUUUGGGGGUGUAAACCCUCAGAUUGAGGGAGAUAUGUUACAACAUGUUUUAUCUUUUUUUUGUGUUGAUGGAAUCGUUCUCCUUGUAAUUUUUAAACGUCACUUGUGAUAUAAGUGAUGACCUAGCUUUGUGACCACGGUAAGUUGAUGUGUGAAUGAUUCAUGUGAUUGACCCUGGCUGCUCAUGUCCAGCCUUUGCAUAUUGCUCUAUGCUAGUACGUGUUCUGAUGUCUGCGUCUCUUCACGUGUGUGAUGGUGCGUGUUUGGUCAUGUCAGUCCAUUACCUCCCAGUCAUCAACCUUCACUCAUGUUGUCCUUCCCUAUGAGGGCCCAGCGUGUCUACAAAGCUCUGUAGUCUCACUGGGGGAGGAGCUGAGGGUCUUGCCGAGGUAGUGAUGCCAGUUGGGGGAGGUCAUCCUCUAGGCCUUGUUAUGUGACCGGUACCUCCAGCUCUCUGCGUCUGAACCCCACUUGUUUCAGCCCCUCGUCUGCAGGUCCACCCUGAGAGACACCCCUGUGUACACUGUGGAAGAGGGGUUCAGCCUGCUCAGGCUGAGGGGGCCAGGCUGCAUAUGAUAGGACAUAUUAGAGAGCCUAGUGUUGACAUGUAGGCUAUGCCCUGCUCAUCACAGAAGCUGAUGUCAACCCUCUCUUGAACCCAGACAUUGAAUAGACCUGAGUUUGGUACAGGGCUGUGCAGCAAUGCUGCAGCAGCAUAGGUCUUACAUAGUGGGGUUGCUACCAUUAGUUGUGUAACUAUGUAUGGCCUGUGUCCAUAUAGUAACUAUGUAUGGCCUGUGUCCAUAUAUUUGACUAAAGACUGACAAUUUAAUGUGCAUAUGCUCAUUUCUCCAUGGAGAACUAUUAUUUUUUAUCUAUUUGCACCCAUUUUCACUGUCAAAUUCUUUUUGUAUGUCUCACUCUCAACUUUAUUUCCAUAGUUUGUUUUUUUUAAAUAAAAAAAAUCUAAAAGUCAAACAAAAUAUUUAUAGUUUUUGUAAGGAGAAAAAAAGAAUUUAAAACAGGAAGCAAAAGUUAUUUUUUAUUCUGUUGGCAAUUAAAAUUUCAAAACAAUAUUGUUACAAAUGACUGUCAGUUCUAGUUAAUGUGUGUUCACUUCAGAGUUAAGUCCAUAAUAAACUCUUUAUGAAUACAA